AUGGUAAGACUAGACAAAGUGCACACCAAUGAGAAUGGAGCUAAGGAGAAGCUCGAUUGUACUCUUUUUGCAGGAGCUUCUGUCGUUCUGCCCAUAGUAGGGUCGGAUUUAAGGAAAGCGGCCACCUUAGCGACAGAGAAGCCCAAGAAAAUUUGCGAUAGCAAAUCUGUUCAUCAAGUGGAGUUUGAAGUGGUUGAAGGGGAUGCAAGGAAUGUCCUCUGUGAGGCUGUGGAGAAGCACCGGGCUGCCAUAUUAGUCGUCAGCAGUCACGGAUAUGGAGCUCUGAAACGGGCAUUUUUAGGGAGCUUGAGCGACUACUGCAUCCACAAAUCAAGCUGCAGCAGAGUGAUCGUGAAAAAGCCCUAAAACUAAAACAGCUCACAUAGCCAAACAGAUUUGUCGAGCCAUGGUUUAUGGAUGCAGCGAGAGUAAGAUGAUCUAAGCAGUUUAUGCAGUGGCUCGUAAAAUUAUCAAAGUUUUCGCUCUGUUUUAUUGUAUGUAAAAUGUACAUGUGGGCAUGAAAUGUUGGCUACAUAUAUACGACCAUGCUACGUUAAGAAAGAACUAGAACCUACUGAAUGGUGCGACCACGGCGUGAAUCUGACAGAUUCUGCUUCAAUA
Molecule: messenger RNA, 621 nt
Organism: Punica granatum (pomegranate)
Lineage: Eukaryota; Viridiplantae; Streptophyta; Magnoliopsida; Myrtales; Lythraceae
Source: RefSeq, a predicted model, not a curated record